AUGGAAGAUAAUUUGAUGGGUUGCUCUGCUGCUCUUUGCCUUGUUAUUUUUGUAGCUUGGAAGAUCAUCUUCCGAACAAAAGCAACAUCCAAAAACCUCCCUCCUGGUCCUCCUUCUCUUCCUAUGCUCGGCAACAUCCUUCAAAUACAACGACCUCUUUUUCGCUUCUUCCACUCCCUUUCUCUAAAAUAUGGCCCCAUCUACACUCUCCGUUUCGGGUCUCAGAUUGCCGUCGUCGUUUCAUCUCUAUCAGGCUGUCAAGAGUGCUUCACUAAAAACGACACCAUCUUGGCAAACCGCCGUCCCCUUCUGAAGACCAAGCAUCUUGCUUAUAACAACAAAACCGUCGUCAUGGCACCCUACGGCGAUUACUGGCGCAACCUGCGUCGUAUAAUUUCCCUCGACGUCCUAUCAGUAAAACGCAUCAACUCCUUCCUGAGUAUCCGGAACGACGAGAUUAAGCUGUUGCUGCGGAAGCUGUGUCGGACGUGUCGCGAAGACUAUGCGAAAGUGGAGCUGAGGUCAGUGCUUGUGGAUAUGUCCUUUAACGCGGCAAUGAGAAUGGUCUGGGGACAGUGGUUUUUCAACAACGAGUCUGACGUGACCGACGUGGAAGAGGUGAGGCGGUUUAGAGAAGUCAUGAAGGAGAGCUCAGCUUUCGAUCUGGGAAACGUCGAGUCCAACUUCGGGGACUUCGUGCCUUUCUUUCGGUGGAUUGAUUAUAAAGAUUACCAGAAGAGGUUGCGAGGGAUCGAGAAGAGACUGGACGAUUCAUUCAACCAACUCAUCGACCUGUAUCGGUCCAAGAGGAGAGGGAUGGAAGGCCAGAACACCAUGGUAGAGCAUUUACUAGCAUCUCAAGAAACAGAACCCGAAUUUUACACAGACGACGUUGUGAAAGCCCUUAUUCUGGUGAUGGUAGCCAGUGACAAUGCGGCCGUGGCACUAGAAUGGAUGAUGGCGAAUCUGGUGAACCAUCCGGAUGAAUUGCAGAAAGCGAGGGACGAGAUAAAAGCAGUGGUGGGAGAAGAACGGCUUGUGCAAGAGGCUGACGUGCCUAAACUAGGAUACAUUCAUAACAUAAUCAUCGAGAGCAUGCGGCUGUGUCCGCCGAACCCAUUUCUGAACGUGCACGUGGCCUCGGAGGAUUGCAGAGUGGAGGGUUAUGACGUGCCACGCGGCACGAUGGUGUUUGUUAAUGCAUAUGGGAUCCACAGGGACCCGCGAUUAUGGCCGGAGCCGGCGAGGUUUAAGCCUGAGAGGUACGAUAGAGGGGAAGGGGAUGUUCGUAAUCUGUUAUCGUUUGGGAUGGGAAGAAGGGCGUGUCCGGGGGAAGCUCUGUCCCUACGAACAAUGGGCUUGGCGACGGCGGUCAUGAUUCAGUGCUUUGAUUGGAAGAGGGUCGGCGAGGAAGCACUUGACCUGACUGCCGCUCACGGACUGGUGAUGCGCAAAGCCACUCCACUGGAGGUCCUGUGCAAGGCUCGUCCCAUUAUCAACAAGAUUCAAUCGCAGCCAUAG
This is a messenger RNA of Prosopis cineraria, 1521 nucleotides long. Its product is annotated as cytochrome P450 81E8-like. The transcript is spliced from 2 exons. Gene Ontology annotation, molecular function: iron ion binding; monooxygenase activity; heme binding. The record is from RefSeq and is a predicted model, not a curated record. The coding region runs from base 1 to 1521 and encodes 506 amino acids. Lineage: Eukaryota; Viridiplantae; Streptophyta; Magnoliopsida; Fabales; Fabaceae.